AUAGUCCCAGCUGCUACUGACAUGAAGCAAAUGAAGCUUCUGCUGCUAAUUAUAGGAUUGGCCCUGGUCAGAGGCACCUAUGCCCAUAAGGAGCGCCAUGAAAAUCUUACAGGAUCCUGGCACACUAUUGCAGUAGCUGCAAAUAAUACAGCAAAGAUCAAGAAGGAAGGUCCCUUCAGACUCUCUCUCCACCAAAUCAUAGCAAAGGAUGGCAAGUUAUAUGGAGAAUUUUCAGAAAGGAAAAAAGGCAAAUGUAUUCGGCUCCUUCUGGCAAGUCACAAGACAGACAAAGAGAAUCAAUAUGUAUCAAUAUACUCAGGGGCAAACAUUUUCUACUUCACCCAUGUGAAGCCUGAUGAAUAUAUUAUGGUGACCUUAUAUAACUACGAUGGGAAUGAUAUAACUUUAGUAUUAAUGCUCACUGCCCGCCAACUAAAUGUGAGAGAAGAAAUCAAAAAGAAAUUUGAGGAACUUUGUUUAUACAAUAAACUUAAAAAGGAAAACAUUGUAUACUUCACCAAACAUGAUCAAUGUGAAAAACUCGCCCCAUAAGGAAGCUCACGCUGGCAUGCAGGAACUUUCUCCUGGGCCGAAGUCAUAUCCAGCACAUGAAUGCCUCACCUAGCUCUCAAAUACUUUCACUUCUUUUUCUUGAGUAAUCCUAUAAUUACAUUGUAUAAUCAGUUCCCCAUCAUUGUCCCAUUAGAUCACCCAACAUGAAUGAUCCACGUCUUUCUGGGAUGCUUAAUUGCUUCCCUAAAAAAACUGGUCACUCAGAUAACCAAAGUUCUGUUGAAUUUCCAGUUUCUCUGACCUCCAAGGGAAUGCUUACCUUUAUGCUCAUAUUCCCUACCAAAGACAGGAUCUUGAAAGAGAAGUUCCUUGCAAAUGUCCAAUAAAUGAUUCAUAUUGUGCAACAAA
Messenger RNA from Antechinus flavipes (yellow-footed antechinus), 921 nucleotides. RefSeq names its product trichosurin-like. Gene Ontology annotation, molecular function: small molecule binding. The record is from RefSeq and is a predicted model, not a curated record. Bases 22 to 552 code for a protein of 176 amino acids. The transcript has 7 exons. Lineage: Eukaryota; Metazoa; Chordata; Mammalia; Dasyuromorphia; Dasyuridae.